AUGGUUGGGAUACCUUCCGGUGUUAUGGUCAAUGGCGAGACCAGACCAGUCAAUGGGGUUACACCAGUGAAAGAAGACUUUAUCAAAAUCCCAGACGUGGCCUCAUACCCGACGGGGAGUCUCGACUUUCUCGUCAAGCUGCAAAAGGAAGAGCAAAAGCGGACCAAGGCAAUGAGAACUUCCAACUUACUCAACCACGAUGACUUUUCCCGAGUGCGGCUGAACAUCAUCAUCGUUGGUGCCGGACUCGGCGGACUGGCCGCUGCCAUCAGUCUUGCUAGAAAGGGCCACAAGGUCACUGUCUUUGAACAAGCUCCGGAACUUGGUGAGGUCGGUGCUGGCAUCCAGAUACCAUCCAACUCAAGUCGAUUGCUUAUCAAAUGGGGGCUUCAACCGUUUUUGGCGUCCAAGAUCGUUGAGCCAGAGGAUAUCAAGUUCCGGCGGUGGGAAAACGGCGCCGUCAUUGGUCUCACCAAGCUGGUCCCUGAAUUCCAGGACAACUUUGAUGCUCCCUACUACGUGGUGCAUCGUGCACACUUCCACGAUGCCAUGUAUCAAUUGGCGUUGCAACUGGGUGUCGAGGUCCGAAUCAAUUCCAAGGUCAUUGAUUAUGACGAAGAUACACCUUCAAUAACCACAGAGCAUGGGGAGUCGUUCUCAGCCGAUCUUGUCAUCUCUUCAGACGGCGUCAAGUCAAUUGGACGAAUGAAAGUGCUGGGUGGUGACGACCAGGCGCCCUUGAGGACCGGGUUCGCGGCUUACCGAGCGACGGUGGAUGUGGAGGAGAUGAAAGUGCACCCAGAGCUCGUCGAGCUGCUGGCAAAGCCAGGGCUGAACUUGUGGAUCGGCCAUAUGAGACACGUCAUGACCUACACCAUCGCUGGAGGCAAGUCCUUCAACAUGGUCCUGUCGCACCCUGACCGCACAGACCCGGCGGAUUGGAACCAGCAAAGUGCCGACAAGAUCCUGUCCGACAUGCGAGCGCACUUUGACGGCUGGGACCCUCGACUGACCAAGAUCAUCAACAUGAUUCGGACCACCCUCAAGUGGCCACUCGUCAGUGGGUCAGCGCUCAGCCGAUGGGUUGCACCCUCCAACAAACUCACAAUCAUGGGAGAUGCGGCGCAUGCCAUGGUUCCUUACAUGUCAGAAGGGGCUGCCAUGGCGGUUGAAGAUGCCGCAGCCCUUGCAGAGGCGAUCGACCUGGUCAGCAGCACUCAGGAACUGCCUGAAGCUCUGCAGGUGUGGCAAUCUGUACGAAUUAAACGGACAAGCCAAAUGCAGGAGGCCAGUCUAAUCAACGGCAAGCUAUGGCACUUUGCCGAUGGUCCCCUGCAGAGGGCGCGAGACGAGGCCAUGCGACCCGAAGUCGAAGGAAAACAGUUCGUAUCAAGUCCGAACCAAUGGAGCGAUCCAACAACACAGCGAUGGUGCUAUGGCUACGAUGCGGAAUGGGAAGUCCGAAAAGCUUGGGAAAACAGGAGUACCUCAACGACAAUGCUGGUGAAUGGCGACACAAAGUGA
Molecule: messenger RNA, 1524 nt
Organism: Fonsecaea pedrosoi CBS 271.37
Lineage: Eukaryota; Fungi; Ascomycota; Eurotiomycetes; Chaetothyriales; Herpotrichiellaceae
Exons: 3
Coding region: 1-1524 (507 amino acids)
Biological process (GO): secondary metabolite biosynthetic process
Molecular function (GO): FAD binding; monooxygenase activity
Source: RefSeq, a predicted model, not a curated record